GCUGUGGAGGCUCUCGGAACUACAUUUCCCAGUUGCCCCGACUCACCCCGUGACACUACUAGGACCAAGACUGCAGAGUGGGUGCUUUUGCCGCUGCGUUUGUCCAGCUCUCACCGGCACUGGACCCAGCGCCAUAGUCGGACAUCGCUCCAUCAUGGAAGAAGCAGACCGAAUCCUCAUCCAUUCCCUGCGCCAGGCUGGCACGGAAAUUCCUCCAGAGGUGCAAUCUCUGCGGGCCUUCAACACGGAGCUGGUGGUAGAAGCUGUGGUGCGCUGCUUGCGCGUGAUCAACCCUCCUGUGGGCUCUAGCCUCAGCCACCUGUUGCCACUUGCCAUGUCUGCACGCUUCCGCCUGGCCAUGAGUCUGGCUCAGGCCUGUAUGGACCUGGGCUACCCACUGGAGCUGGGCUACCAGAACUUCCUGUACCCCAGUGAGCCUGACCUCCGGGACCUGCUGCUCUUCUUGGUCGAGCGUCUGCCCACUGAUACCUCUGAGGAUGCAGACCAGCCUGCAGGUGACUCAGCUAUUCUCUUCCGUUCCAUCGCUGGCAAACUUGGGCAGCAGAUGACCUCGUCCUCGUUCCCAUCCCGCCGUUGCAUUCCCAAUCUGGAAAACCUCCAGGGAGGAGCUCAGAUUCCGUGCCGCUCAGACACUUCGCCGUCGCUGCACACUGCAGUCUCUGACCCUGCUUCUCUCUCCCAGAACACGGCUCCGGAGAAGCUUUUUAAUUUCAACAAGGUGGUCAUGGCCGAGAUGAACUCUGAGGCAGAGCUCCGGGAGUAUCAGGCCAGCGCCCAGCUGCUCCCAGCCACCAGACAGGUGCCCGAGGUCCCUGAGAGAGCAGCAUCCUUCAUGGAAUGCCACACUUUCCAGGCCAGCGAUUACACAGGCCAGGGCCAGCCUGGGAAUGAGGGCUGGGUCCUCCACGCCCCCUGCCACCCCACCCAGGAGGACGCAUGGGCGCAGCAGCAGCAGCAGCUGAAGAAGUACAUGGCUGAACAGCUGCGCCAGGCCUCUAGCCACCCGGAAGCCUUUGAACCCGAGCAAGACUUGGGCGAGAUGCUGCAGGCCUGGGGCGGCAGGGAUGAGACUGAUGUUCCCAAGGGCUCCCGCUUUAUGCACUCGGAGAAGUUCACCUUUCACGGGGAGCCCGAGGCCCAGGUAGCUGUGGUGUCAGAUGUGCUGACUCCCGAGCAGUCCGAACAGCCUAUGCCCCAGGACACGCAGGCAGCUGAAGAGGAGGAGCUAGAGGCACUCCGGCGGGAGCUGGAUGAGGUGGAGCGCGGCAUUGAUGAGUUCGAAGCCAUAAUGAGGGCACUGGGCCUCAACAUUGCACAGGUGGAGAGCGAGUGUCAGGAGAACGAGCAGAGCAUGGCCGAGCGGGAGCAGGCACUGCGCGUCCAGAGCCAGGCCGUGGAGCUGCUGCCUGAUGGGCCGACCAACCUCGCCAAGCUCCAGCUUCUGGUGGAGAGCAGUGCCCAGCGGGUCAUCCACUUGGCGGAACAGUGGGAGAAGCACCGGGUGCCCCUCCUCGAAGAGUACCGCCACCUUCGCCAGCUCCAGGAAUCCAGAGAGCUGGAAUCUUCUCGACGGCUUGCCGAGAUCCAAGAACUGCACCAGAGCGUCCGGGCAGCGGCUGAUGAAGCUCGCAGGAAGGAGGAUGUCUACAAGCAGCUGAUGGUGGAGCUGGAGAGCCUGCCCAGAGAUGUGUCCCGGCUGUCUUACACCCAGCGCAUCCUGGAGAUCGUGGGCAACAUCCAGAAGCAGAAGGAAGAGAUCACGAAGAUCCUGUCUGACACAAAGGAGCUUCAGAAAGAAAUCAACUCCCUCUCUGGGAAGCUGGACCGGACAUUUGCUGUGACUGAUGAGCUGGUAUUCAAGGAUGCUAAGAAGGAUGAUGCCGUUCGGAAGGCCUACAAGUACCUAGCUGCCCUGCAUGAGAAUUGCAGCCAGCUCAUCAAGACCAUUGAGGACACUGGCACCAUCAUGCGUGAGGUUCGGGACCUAGAGGAGCAGAUCGAGACAGAGAUGGGCAAGAAGACCCUCAGCAACCUGGAGAAGAUCCGUGAGGACUACCGAGCCCUUCGCCAGGAGAAUGCCAAUCUCCUGGGCCGGUUCCGCGAGACCUGAAGAAUCCCCAGCAGAGGUCCAACACCCCACAUCCGGGAUCGGGGGCUGUUGGAUGCAAAUACCAAGCACUUGUCCGGACAAAACCUUGUGUUGUUUUUCAGUUCCUCCGGCUGAGGCCUAAGACCCAAACCCCUUCCCACCUAACCCUAACCCUUAUCUGGCAUGACAGUUGAGAAAAUGGGAGCUUGGUAGU
Molecule: messenger RNA, 2324 nt
Organism: Sorex araneus (European shrew)
Lineage: Eukaryota; Metazoa; Chordata; Mammalia; Eulipotyphla; Soricidae
Gene: CCDC22
Product: coiled-coil domain containing 22
Exons: 17
Coding region: 155-2131 (658 amino acids)
Biological process (GO): positive regulation of ubiquitin-dependent protein catabolic process
Molecular function (GO): cullin family protein binding
Source: RefSeq, a predicted model, not a curated record